Rotaria socialis is the source of this 708-nucleotide messenger RNA. The record is from the annotation of a GenBank genome assembly. Lineage: Eukaryota; Metazoa; Rotifera; Eurotatoria; Philodinida; Philodinidae.
AUGAUACACUAUUCUCAUCGAGGGCUUCGUAUACCAAAUAUGUAUAACCAUUUAAAAUUAAAAAGGAAGAUUGCAUCGCAUCGUGAUCGAUUUUUUCAUUUACCAACAACUAUUGCUGAAAAUGAUCCAUUUUUACGACGACUUUAUAGUGUUGUAUAUCUCGUUCUCGACGAUCACCCAUAUCCUUCUACACAAGAAGAAUUCUAUCACCGUACUUAUCAAAUUCAACGAAACAUUCGCGAUUUAAAUCUUGUUCCAAGUCAACAUAAAUUUCUGAAUCGACUCAUGGCUGAAACAAGUGUGAAUCUAGUUGAUCUCUGGCAAGGUUCUCAUAUUAUUACGAUUGACAAUGGACUUCUAUAUGAUACAUGGUCAAAAUCACCAUCAGCUCAUCCACGUAUUUCAUCGCAUUAUCGUAACAUACCUUUACAACAGUAUGGUAUUCGUUUUCGUGAUCAUCAAUUACUAUUUGGAAAAACUACAUUAAAUGGUUCGACAUGGUUUCAAAUGGAAGCGCACGGUUUUGCACCAACUGAAAUAUAUGAUGAUCCAAAUUUAGCUAUUUAUCAUGGACAAGAUUUCCUAAAAUAUCAAUUUCAUGGAAUGAAUGUUGGUCCUUUUGGUUUUUCACCUCAUACAGAACUGACGGGUCCACUUAUUCUACCUUAUAGAUCACUAAAAGCGGCAAGAAGUCGAAAGUUUUUCUAA